Messenger RNA from Mucor velutinosus, 528 nucleotides. RefSeq names its product N-alpha-acetyltransferase 50 (gene NAA50). The record is from RefSeq and is a predicted model, not a curated record. NCBI's taxonomy places the organism in Eukaryota, Fungi, Mucoromycota, Mucoromycetes, Mucorales, Mucoraceae. The transcript is spliced from 2 exons. The coding region runs from base 1 to 528 and encodes 175 amino acids. Gene Ontology annotation, molecular function: DNA-binding transcription factor activity. Gene Ontology annotation, biological process: regulation of DNA-templated transcription.
AUGACCAAAGAAUCAAGCGUACAAAAUGCUCCCAAAGUGGGACGCCAUCGAGUCUAUUCAAACGAGCAGCGCAAAGACCGCAAUAGACAAGCUCAAGCAGCGUUCAGAGAUCGACGCAUUAAAUAUACGCAAACAUUAGAGAAUGCCAUUGUCAAUUUUGAAGAAACGAUAAAGAACCUCAAAGAAUCAAUGAAUCAAACCAUGAAGCGCGCCCAAGUAGCCGAAGAACGUUCACAUCAUCUUGCUUCCCAAGUAGUGUCGCUGCAAAGAUUGCUAGGAAUGGCGUUGGCCGACAAUCAAAGGCUACAGACACAAGUCGCUCUUAGUAACGGCAUGCUCCCUCUAUCGCCCAACAGCGACAAUUUGGCACCUAAUAAAAUGCCUCUCACAGAUUCUAUGCUUCAACUAUUUGAUGCCAAUCCUACCAUGGCCAGUCCAAUGUCAUCAGCGGCUUCAGACGACCAAUUCGACUUGAUCAAUGCGUCCAUGUUAACAGGCGAGUCUCACAAACUAGCAGCCGUUUUAUAA